Molecule: messenger RNA, 2940 nt
Organism: Rhinolophus ferrumequinum (greater horseshoe bat)
Lineage: Eukaryota; Metazoa; Chordata; Mammalia; Chiroptera; Rhinolophidae
Product: zinc finger protein OZF
Exons: 5
Coding region: 464-2158 (564 amino acids)
Biological process (GO): regulation of transcription by RNA polymerase II
Molecular function (GO): RNA polymerase II cis-regulatory region sequence-specific DNA binding; DNA-binding transcription factor activity, RNA polymerase II-specific
Source: RefSeq, a predicted model, not a curated record
UCCAAGAUGGCGGCGUGCGAUCGAGGAUGGCCGCACCCAACCCAACGUAACGAAGACGGCCCGGCCAUAUUGCCUGGCGGUAAUUCCAACAGGCACCAGAAUCACCGAUUGUAGAUAAAUCGCUCACUUUCAAAGUGCUACUGAGUCUGCGUAGUAGCCCCAGAGGCGGACCAUCCAAACGGUAGCGGAAGUGGAAGUGGCGUACUGAAGCAUGGCUUCCUAGGAAGGUCGCUAUUCGCAUUUGAAAUUACGUUAGAUUUCUGCGAGAGGCUUUAAGAAUCUGGCGCCGUGGGAAUUCUGUGACAUGCUGACUUCUACAAUGAGGCAGCUCCUGUAAAGGAAAUAAAAAGUAGAUCUCAAGUCCAGCAAUUAAUUCUUGCUGAGGAAACCCUUGAUGAGACACCAUUAUCAGGAUUUUAGGACGGAUCCUAAAGUGGUGGCCAUUUCCUGAAAGCUGCUGAAAAUGACCACGUCCCAGGGCUUAUUGUCAUUCAAAGAUGUGGCUCUGGAUUUCACCUGGGAAGAGUGGCAGCUACUAGACACUGUUCAGAAGAACCUCUACCAGGAUGUGAUGUUGGAAAAUUAUAGCAACCUAAUGUCAUUGGGUUAUCAAGCUACCAAGCCAGAAGCAGUGGUCCACUUGGAGAAAGGAGAACAAGGAACAAUAGAGAGGGAAUUUCCAACUCAUUUUAGCCCAGAAGUAAUGUGGCAAGUUUAUGAAGAUAUUGAGAAGGAUGGACUUCUGGAGAGAGAUCAUGAAAAUAAUGCAUUGGGAAAAAUAUUUUUUCUCAGCAAAAAAAUUGUUCCAUUUAUGGAAAACCACCACAAAUGUGUUUCAAGAGGAAUAAGUUUGAAACAAAAUUCAGAUUCAAAUUUUCAGAGUAAAAACUACGCAGAAAUGAAUUCUGAUGAGUCAAAUGGUCCUGGAAAGUUCUUUUUCCAUUCUCUAUAUGAAACCUCCCAUGCUCAAGCCCAGUCCUAUGAACGUAACUUACGUGUAAAGGCUUUCAGCCUGAUGACAAACCCUGAAAGGCAUCACAGAAUUCACACAGAAGGGAAACCUUAUGAAUGUAGUGAAUGUCCAAAAUCCUUCAGGUAUAAGUCAAAGCUCAUAAUACACCAGAGAACUCAUACAGGAGAGAAGCCAUACAGAUGCAGUCAAUGUCAGAAAGGUCUCAGUACAAAAUGUUAUCUCACUCUGCAUCAGAGACUUCACACAGGAGAGAAACCCUAUGAAUGCAAAGAAUGUGGAAAAGCUUACAGGGAGAAGACAAAGCUGAGAUUACAUUACAAAACGCACACAGGAGAGAAACCAUUUGAGUGUAGUGACUGUGGGAAAGGUUUUAUGCAAAAGUCAAACCUGAUUACCCAUCAAAGAAGUCAUACAGGAGAUAAACCCUAUGGAUGUAGAGAAUGUGGGAAGGCCUUCUGUAGCAAGUCUCAACUUGUUGUUCACCAGCGAAUUCAUGCAGGAGAAAAAUCCUAUAAAUGCAGGAAAUGUGGGAAAGCUUUCAAUAAAAGCUCCCACCUUUUAACACCUCCGAGAAUACAUAAAGGAGAGAAACCUUAUGAAUACAUUGAAUGUGGAAAAGAUUUUGUACAUGCAUCACAGCUUAUUGUACACCAGAGAAAUCAUACAGGAAGAAAACCGUACGAGUGCAAGGAAUGCGGGAAAGCCUUUACUAAAAAGUCACACUUCAUAACACAUCAGAGAAGUCAUACGGGAGAGAAGCCUUAUGAAUGCAGUGAAUGUGGAAAAGCUUUUACAGUCAAGUCACAUCUCAUUGUCCAUCAGAGAACUCACACGGGAGAGAGACCCUAUGAAUGCAGUGAGUGUGGAAAAGCUUUCAUACGAAAGGCAAUGCUCAUUGUCCAUCAGAGAAUGCACACAGGAGAGAGACCCUUUGUCUGUCUUGAAUGCCAAAAAGCCUUUAGCAGUAUGUCAGUGCUCAGUAGACAUCAGUUGAUUCAUACUGGAGAGAAACCCCAUGGAUGCAAUGAAUGUGGAAAAGCUUUCCGCCAGAAAAACCAUCUUAUUACCCACCAACGCUGCCAUACUGGAGAGAAACCCUACGGAUGCAUUCCAUGUGGUCAAAUCUUUAACCAAAAGUCACAGCUCAUUAGACAUCAGAGACGUCACACAGGAGAGAAACCAUAGCAAUGCAUUUGAUGUGGGAAGUCCUUUUUUGAGAAAUCAUACCUCAGUGUCCAUCAGAGAAGUCAGGCAGGACAGAAACCUUAUCAGUGUAGUGAAUGUGGGAAAACUCUCUGUCAAGUUCUUCCUCACUUCACAUGAAGAAAUUUAUAUAGGAAAGAAGUCUCAGAAACACAGUGAGUGCUGGAAAGACUUUAGUGAGAUGUCAGAUCUCAUUGAAUAUAAGAGAAUUCACACAAGAGACAGCCUAUGAAUGUGGUGAAAGUUAGGAUACUUUUAAUUUUAGGAUACAUUAAUUUUAGCCUUUGUGAAUUUCAGAAACUUAUCCAGGAGAGAAAUCUUUUAAAUGCAUGAAUGUAGGAAGAUUAUUUGCCACCAACAUAGUCUUAUAUUUCAUUAGUGAAGGGCAAUAUGAAUGAGUUGAAAAGUUAAAAUCAUUUCUUGAGAAAAGAAAUUCCAUUAUACAUCACAUAGAAAUGAAACCUGUUGAGUGCAACAAAUGUUCUUGACUGGUUAUCAUAAAAUAAUCAGUUUUCAUUGAGGAAAACUCACAAAUGUAAAUCCUGGAGUACCGUCCAUAUGAAUGAGUUUUCUUACCAAAGAAUACAGAUGACUGAAGACUUGUAAAAAGGGAUGCCUCUGGCCUAAAGUCAAAACUUACUGUGUGGGGCCAGCCCGGUGGCUCAGGCGGUUAGAGCUCCAUGCUUCUAUCUCCGAAGGCUGCCAGUUCGAUUCCCACAUGGGCCAACGGGCUCUCAACCACAAGGUUGCCAGUUCAAUUUCUU